Myiozetetes cayanensis is the source of this 5410-nucleotide messenger RNA. RefSeq names its product RAS like proto-oncogene B (gene RALB). Gene Ontology annotation, cellular component: plasma membrane. Gene Ontology annotation, molecular function: GTPase activity; GTP binding; GDP binding. Lineage: Eukaryota; Metazoa; Chordata; Aves; Passeriformes; Tyrannidae. The record is from RefSeq and is a predicted model, not a curated record. Bases 477 to 1097 code for a protein of 206 amino acids. The transcript has 7 exons. Gene Ontology annotation, biological process: Ras protein signal transduction.
UGUUCAGAUUAUAAUCCAGUCAGAGCUGAAAAAAAGGCCAGGCCAGUACCUUCAACACCAAUGAUCAUCUCUGUCCUCCCACAAUAAUGGAGGGAAACUUGGAGAGAUUUCUGUAGCUUCAAGCUUUCUGAACGGAAAGAUCUUCCUUGGAAACUACUUUGAAAGAAGCUGGCGAAGUUCCUGCCUUCUGAGGCACUAGGAGGAGUCCAGCUACAGUCAUCAUGUGAAUUGGUCUGUAAUACCAUAGUGGAGCUACCUCUGCCACCGUCCUCCUGCCUGCCUAAUUCAUGCUCCUUAAGGAACUGCUGCUCUAGGACGAAAGGCCCUUUAAGCACAGAGGCUACAAAGAGGCCCAGUGUGAAAGCAGGCGUUAACACAGUUACUUAACACAUUACUUCUGUCCCAGAGGAGCCGAACCCUGCAGAGAUCAGUGAUCUAAUUGGUUGCCUGGCACUUGAUCUGUGGCAAGCAGGACAAUGGCUGCCAGCAAGAGCAAGAACCAGAGUUCCUUGGCCCUCCAUAAAGUAAUUAUGGUUGGCAGUGGAGGUGUGGGCAAAUCUGCACUCACACUUCAGUUUAUGUAUGAUGAGUUUGUGGAAGACUAUGAACCUACCAAGGCUGACAGCUAUAGAAAGAAAGUAGUUUUGGAUGGUGAAGAAGUUCAGAUAGACAUUCUGGACACAGCAGGACAGGAGGAUUAUGCAGCUAUCAGAGAUAACUAUUUCCGCAGCGGGGAAGGGUUUCUUCUAGUCUUUUCAAUAACAGAACAUGAAUCCUUCACAGCAACAGCAGAGUUUCGGGAACAGAUCCUGCGUGUGAAGGCUGAAGAGGAUAAAAUUCCUUUACUGGUAGUGGGAAACAAAUCUGACUUGGAGGAGCGCAGACAAGUGCCUGUAGAAGAGGCCAGAAGUAAGGCAGAGGAAUGGGGUGUGCAGUACGUAGAAACCUCUGCCAAAACUAGAGCGAAUGUAGAUAAGGUAUUCUUUGAUUUAAUGAGAGAAAUAAGAGCAAAGAAAAUGUCAGAAAACAAAGACAAGAAUGGCAAGAAAAGUGGCAAGAACAAGAAAAGCUUUAAAGAAAGAUGUUGCUUACUGUGAUGCUUGGGAACUGUAAAUAUCUAUCUACAGGUGGCAUGGAUAAUAUACCACUAAGGAUAUAGGGCUGGAUUCAUGAAAGGAAGUCUGUAUUGACUCCUUUAUCUUUUGCUUUGCAUAUCACACCUUCACAAUGUGAAAACAGAACUUUGAAACCAUUUCUGAUAUCCAACAAAACCUUUGCCUACUUAAACUGAAAUGGGCUCCUUCUUCCCAGUGUCUUUCAAAACUAGAAACAGUUUCAGAACUACAGUCCUUCUGCUUGGUUACACAGUGUACUUUUGUAUUAACUCCUUCUAAUGUUUCUCUGUGUUUCUCUUGAACCUCUACUGGCCUUAACAAGCACAGCUGUUCAGGUUCAAACACUUCCACCGCUGUUGCUGCCCUCCUUGAUGGUGCAAACUGCAGAAAGGCUAGAUGUAACACCUGGUAAAGGGUUUGAGUCUCCAUCUUCUGUUGUCACUGAUAUUUCUUACACUGAGAUCUGCUGACUUCCUCCCCACACUCCAUGUAAGAAAUAGCAACUGACAGUUGACAGUCAACUCAAAAUAAACUUUCUCCUGUGUUCCCUUUAGUCAAUACAGCAUUCAUGAAUCAAGCCUAUGGACUCAAUUCAGACUUAUUUAGGCAAUGCAAAAAUUGAUAUUUAAAUACUGGCUAUAUGCACUCCCUGCUGGUCUGUCUUCUCAUCCUUAAAUUAGUGGUAUUGGGUGAGAAAAUGACUAUAAGCCUUUCUCAAAAGGAAUGAUGUCACCAUCUCCUUGAAAUGCUGUCCUUGGUUUCUUUCAUGUAUUGUGUCUAGAGUCAAUUACGCUCUACAUCUCUCAUCCUUCCUCUCCCUGGUACUGGAAUAGUGGAAAUCAGUGUUGAUUAAAUCAGUUUUGUUUAUAUUGGAACACUUGUGAUGAUAAUGUUGGAAAGUGAGAACAUCUGCAUCUGUCUCUUGUCUUGCUGAAGAUAACAAUAUUGAGUAAGGAUGGGUCCCAUCACACAAUCAUGUCUUGGAAUAGGUGAGGCAUACAUGCUACCUCUCAAUGAUUAGCUGGCUAGUGAGUUGUAUGGUGUCAAAAAGCAAAUGAAGUUAAGCAGUUGCCACAUCUAUUACUCACUGUUAAUUUUAUAUGUAGUGUUUCUGAUGCACAGCAACCUAGCACGUGGUGAGUUUUGCUGUCAGUUAUGCAAUGGUGGUCACGUAUUGUUCAUCAAAAACAGUCUAGAAAUGGAAAAGUCAGUACUUAGCAGGUCCUGUUCUCAGCUGACUGAGCUGAGCUUUAAAUUAAGUGCAGUUGCCAAAAAACACUUCUGUCACCAUGUAAAAGUAAGUCUUCUGAUUGCAGAGUCUCUCACUGAAUUGUAACUUUGAAGGAGUAGAGAGACUUUUAAGUACAGACUGUAUCUUGCUUGUAACUGGAUUCUCAAAACACAGUGGCUUGGUGAAAGUAAUCCAAGUUGUUCAAUGAAGCACACUGCAGCACUAAAUUAACAAAUGGUGUUUCUUCCUGAGAUGAAGGAGUAGUGAAUACUGUUCAGUACUUAGUGUUGUAAUUUGAGGUUGAAAAAUAUUUUUUAACAUGUACUAGAUUGCUUUUGUGCAUUCCAUCUCUGAACUUUGAAAAAAGUUAGAUGUGGUAGAUAUCAGAACCUCCGUUGGCCUGACGUUUCACAGGGACUUAUCACAAACUCAUUGUCUUCCAUAACUAGUUCAACUUGUCAGGCAACGCAUUGGAUUGGGGAAACUGUACUAAAUAAAAGGUGCUGUAAUCUUCAUUCUUGUCAAAUUAAAUUCCUUCUCUGUUACUGUUAUCUUGUAUGGGCAGAAAGAAUGGUUAACCAGUUCUGGAAAUGCUUCUCUCUGAGCAGUGUAAUUAAUUGCCAACUCGACAAUACUGUUUUGAAGCAGAAGCUGGAAACCUGCUGGUUUGCAGACCUUGCACUUGAGCUCUAUCACCGGUGUCUAAAGCCGAAGCACCUCAUAGGAAACUGGGAGCUGUAACACUUCUAUCAAAGUUUCCUCUUGAACUUCCAUGGACAAAAGUCCAUUUUGAGUGCAUACAGCAAAUGAAUGUCUUCUUCCAGAGGAAGGCAACUCACUUAGGUUUGGUUUUAGUUGCAACUUAAAGGUUUAAGUCCUUAAUUAACCUAAAGGAUAAACAACAGUUGAGUUAACAUUACAAGUUUAUCUGGGUCAAGCCCCUCCAAGGCAGGUUGGAAAACAUUAACAAAACUGAAUAAACUGUCCUUGCUGUAUGAAUAAUGAACUCAGCAAAGCUCACAAUGAGCAGCUCAGCUGUAUUGGCUCAAGAGACUUGCAUGCCUUGACCUGUGAUCUUUUUAGUCUUAAAGUACCUGACAGUAUUUGAUAGGACAGAUGAAUUUCUCGGAACAGCAAGUCUCCCACUAGUGUUCUUACAGUCCAUGUGCUGUUCUCACUCAGGUUAUUUUUCUUUUUUUUUUGUUCCAACUGAUAAAGCUACACCACUGAGAUGGACUUAGGAGAAGGUGCUUGCUUCAUGGCUUGGUGCUGCGUCUCUUCAGUGUUCUGUGCUUGUCACCCGCUCCAGAAAAACCAGGCCUGGAGACUAAGUAAAGCAGCUUUUCACUAUUCCUCUUCUGUACUCGUGAAAAACUUCAGUUUAACUUUCCAGUUACAGCUGAAAACAGGAUAAACGAGGCAGCUACCUUGCUGAGUUUGUAACAGUGGGCAACAAGCAUUCUGACUUGUACCAGGAAGGGUCCCCUGGACUGGAAUCCUGUUGCCUCCACCUCCUAUAGUGGAAGUGCCUGAAUGUAUGCCCUUCUAAGUAGGGGCAAUAUGACUUGAGGGUCCUUGAAUGGCUUCCAGGUGUGCUUCACUGGACAUCCAUGGACAUCAGCAUCAGGUGGGUUGAGUGGAGUGAAUAUAAAAUGGCGCAGAGAUAAAAUGGGAUUCCUGUGAGCAGAGUAAAUGAAGCUUUUGCUUCUAAUCAAAAUGAGUAACUGCAGAUCAGGUGCCUCAAAUAAGGAUGACUUUGACGAGGGGUGUGUGUGGCUGCCUGCUAGCCAUGGUGUGUAGCUGAGGCAACUGAGGGCUGUAGUGAAGAUUCUAGCAACCUUUUGCGUGUUGGGUGGUUAAAGAAUAAGACUUCUCUUCAUCGGUGUACUGUGCUCUUAAAUCAUUCUGGAGCAUGGCUGUAGGCAAGUAACUGGAUAUCUGAAGCUGGAGGUCAUGCAAGACUUGACUAUGCACUUGCACUUAAGCAUUCAAGUAUUAUUCUUGCAUAAUGGCUUAACAUAAAGUCAGGGAACUGUUUACUGCUACGUGCAAUCUUCCAUAUGUGGCUUAGCUGUGGACGUUCAAGUGCUCGUUUUCCUUCUCGUUUGAGCAGAGCAAACAUCUGAGACAAGCCCCUGUUAUCACAAGGGCUAAGUCAUUAUAUGAAAAAAGCAGAUUAAACUGCAGGAGUGCAAUGGCAGACUUGACUCUUCUUUUUUUCUAGAGGAGCAUCUCUCCAGGUGAGAGUACAGAUGCAGCAUGAAGUGUGCCACGUGUUCUAUACAGACUAAUACACCUUUACUGCAAUUUCUAGGUGAACACUUGGCUUGAAGAGAAAGAUGUGUGCAUACAUUUACUAGGCAUUAAACUUAAGCAACAUGUUUAUAACCAUCUGAAGUUCCAGUUGAAUCUUAUCUGGCUUAAGUAUAAUGCUUAAGAAUACUUUAGGUCUAAGGUACAAAGCUGCAAUCUGGAACGUAGUGAGAGGGAUGUAGGGGGGAAAUGCAUCUAACUAAAAGCUCACUUGGAUCUUUUUUUAAAGUUUUCCAAAGCAUUAACCCAGUAUUUGGGCCUAACAGGUCUAUCAAUUCUUGCUCAAAAAGAGGAUACUGUUUAUCAGUUCAACUCAGAGCUUAUGUAGACAGAAGCUUUCCUUAAUUGCUUUAAGCAUAUGUUGCAAUGUUCACCUCCUGUUGACUUUAUAGUUGGGAGAAGGAGGGAAGAGGAACAAAAAAAGCUUUGAUUUUUCACUGUAAUCUCCACACUUCAUGGAAAUGGCAGGUGUUCCUCUUGGGAGGGGAAGGUGUUAUCUCUAACACCAAGUGAGAGGUUUAGCGUAGAGGAAGUGAUUGUGAUUGCAAGACUUAAUAAAACUGCCUCUAAACUAUGUAUGCUAUACUAUAUGAUGUAAAUUCUUAUUUUUUUCCUUACAUAGCUUCAGAGCUUUGUCUCUAACUUGCACAAACAUUUCUAAUGUCUGUAAAACUGGUCACUUUUCAUUAUCAUGCUAAUACAACUGAUUUGUAUUACUAUUGAUAAUAAAAAGAAAAAAUGAGCUUCAUAA